AUGUCCCACCUUUGGGGAGUUCCAAUGAAGCUGCUUGGGCAUCCCAAAGAUGAGCAGGUAUUCUUCGAUCUCCUAUGGGAUCAUAAAGCUAUUGCUCAUCGAAGGAAUAGUCUGCCCAGCUGGUCUUGGUCAGGUUGGGGUGGUCCGGUAAGAUUUGGAAAUUAUGGAAUGCAAAUCCAGACCCUUACAAUAGACCCGACAGCUAACAAGCCGCUGGAUCAUUCAACAGAUGAAAAUGAAGGAGUGACUUCCGCAGUAGAGCGCAUUCUCCAAAUACAGAUUCCCCUUGAAGACAGGACUAUUGAUUUGGAUGGUUUCUGUUGGGAACGUCAGUUGAAUCUACAUCGCGAAAUUCAUCCCAAGGAAUUACAUAUCACCUCAUUCAUUAUGCCGCUACGAUUUCGUAAGAUUCGUAGUGGACGGUCCUAUUCGUAUCUCGAAGAGGAAGUCGUUGGGCCGCUGCCGCCCAAAAUUAUUCCAACAUUUCUGCUAAGGCAGGGCAUAUUUCUUGGUAUCCCAGUGUUCUUCGAUAGAGAGUAUAAUUCCGAAUUGCACAAAUUGGGCCUGGUACUACCAAGCGGUGGUCAGUUCUACAAAGGACCAGAUAUCUAUAACAUCAUUGUUCUCCACCCUGUAGCGGAUGGGAAGUACGAGCGUGCUGGAAUCCUUACUCUGCGAUAUGAUGUUGACAUGGGAGAUAUCGAGGCUAGCGGAUCAAGCGGGUGUCGGGGCGUUUCAUUGGAUGAAAAUGAUAAUCGAAUUUCAGAUGACGACUAUAAGUAUACUAAUCCAAGGAAUGAGGCAUCAAAUGAGUAUCUGUUUCUUCAAGACGCCGAAUGGAAAACUAUAUGCUUAAUUUAG
Molecule: messenger RNA, 861 nt
Organism: Botrytis porri
Lineage: Eukaryota; Fungi; Ascomycota; Leotiomycetes; Helotiales; Sclerotiniaceae
Exons: 1
Coding region: 1-861 (286 amino acids)
Source: RefSeq, a predicted model, not a curated record